AUCGCCCAUCUCUGGCUCAAAUUGGAGUAAUUGGAACGCACCUUUUGUCGCCAUGUGUACUAAAGUUUCUAGGGAUAUUCCAAUUGGAAAGCACCCUGUGCUUUCUGAACUGUACUAUAAAACUGCUAUCACAUAUGUACGUAGCUUGUGACAAAAUGUCUCCAUCUGAUUUUGACAGUUGACGUCCAGGUUUGCAUAUAACAAUGGCUGAAAGUGAUGAAACAUCAACGAAACUGAAAUCUGAAAUUUCUGGAGAGGUUAUGAAAGAGACGGAGGCCGAUAUCAGUCGUUAUUUCGAGAAUGCGUCCCGUACGAUAUUCGACGAGAUCGUUUCACCGAAGAAACAAGAUUUUUUUGAAGUACAAGGUGGUUCUGUAAGCAGAAUUCCAGAUUUCGAAUUGAUGACUAAUCGUUCCAGUGGUAACGAGCGACCCGAUCAUAGUGCCAUGAACGAUAUGCACAAAGAUAUCUGGAUACCAUCCGAACAGACACGAAAAGUCUUACGGAGUAUCGCUACGUCGACUACUGGAUCUAAUUCCCUCGACAGAGAUAACUUAACAAUGCCAGGACUGGCAAUACAAGGAGACAUGCCUGAUUUAAUAAAAAGUACUGCCAUUCAUUUUCUGGGUGAAGAUGAAAAUAUUCACAGGAAUGUACUUACUGCAUCCGAUGUAACACAGGAUGAACGUGGCUUGAGAAACUUAAUACAGGCUGGCUGUUACAAAGCAGCAAUUAAUUUAUCAGGAAGACUUUUAGCUGUGUAUGCUCAAGGAUAUGGCAAGAUAAACCAGCCGAGCAAGCAUACCCCGCAUUCUUUGCAAUUAUGGUACACAAGGCUUGCUUUACUGACUAAACUUAGGCAAGUAGACGUAUUAGAGAACGAAUCGAAACCAUUUGGUAAUUUAGACAAGCCUGAUAUGUACUUUACAUUUUAUCCUGAACUUUAUGGUACUAGGCCAGGUUCUAUGGCUUCCUUUUCCUUUAGAUUACUUUUAGCUGAAAUACCAUUGUAUUGCAAGAAACCAAAGCAAGCACUGGAUAAUUUAUUUAAGGUUCUAGCCACAGUAAAUCAAAUAAUAGCUAAUUUUAAUGCUGGACUCUGUGGAGAUGGAUCUCGUGUUAAAGUUAACGCGGCCGAGCAAAGAGAUGCUUUGCGACUAUGGAAAGGCAGAAAAUUAAGAGUCCUUAUAUCUGUUGUUAAUUGUGCAGUCAGCACGAAGAAUUAUGUCCUGGCUAUAGACAUUUUAGAAAAACUAUGCGAAUUUCCCGAUUGGACUGCCGAAGAAUUAGAUGCUCUAAAAUCGAGUAUAGGGAGGUUACGUUUAUUUUUGGGAGAUGUUUCAGCAGCAGAGAAAUUACUUAUCACGCAAAAGAAACAGGACAGUGGUUUGAGCGUCAGAGAGUUGAUGAACAGAGGAUUAAUGGCAGUAGCACAGAAUGCCUUUCAAGAUGCGUAUACAUGCUUCAAAGCUGCAGCUACAAUGGAUCCUUCGAAUGUCGUGUUAACUAAUAACAUGGCUGUUUGCCUUUUAUAUACAGGCCAAUUGAAGGCAGCAGUACACUUAUAUGAAAGUGCAAUUACAAAAAACCCUGUAAAAAGUUUACAGGAACCUAUACUAUUAAACAUAUGCAGUGCAUAUGAAUUGCAUACAAUUCAUUGUGAGCAACCAAAAUUACAUCUGUUAAGCCAACUGAAUAGAUAUAAAGGGGAUGCUGUAGAUAUUCAGUGUCUAAAACUUGCUAUGUAAAGUAAUCCUAAUUUUAAAGGAAACUAUUUUAUUCGUCCAUGUAUAGUAUAUGACAAGCUACAGGAGAAAUUAUAAAUCUGUUAUUUAUUUAUAAAAGGAAUUACAUUAAGCAGUGUGUAAAGUUUAUCAAUAAAAUUCAAUUUCGAUUGAGUUUAAAAAAAAAUUGAAGUCUCAUAAAUGUUCCUUUAUCUUUGCAAAUUAAACAAUCCGUACGAAUUAAUUUAGUUAUUUAGAAAUAGUUCCCAGAAUAUAAGUACGAUUGCAAAUAUAAAUUGAAAGAAAAACUUCUCGAUCUGCAUAGCGAAGUUCGAUACACUGUCGUGUUGCGCGGAAUGAAAAGGAAAGCCUAGUCUCUGCAAACCGUCUAGAUUAUAUAAAAUUUAUAUUUUUAUGUAAAUACAAUAUAAUGUCGAAGAUACAAAGUUAAAUAAAAAUAAAACGAGAGCCGAAAAAUUAACAUAUCGAUUGCCGCACGUCGCGCCGUACAUAUGAUUGCACAGAAACAUAAAGGGUCUUGCGGACUCGCAUUAAUCGGUUGCCAAUCGUUGCGUCACGCGGUCCAAGGAGUUAGAAGCGUGCCAAUCAAGGAAAUUCAACAUCGAUGUCAAAGUAAAAUAGCUUUUAUUACAUCGUGAAACGAGGACAAUUUAAUGAACGUUCAACAAUUGCUAGAAUUCUCUCUCUUUCUCUCUCUCCCUUUCGUUCCACCUUUCACGCAUAUACACGCGUUCAUUUUUUUUUUCUCUCCUUUCACGCUACACGUUCUCCCUUCAUUAUUUGUGUCACUCGGUUAUUCUGCUUACAGUUCAUCUCGCACCUCUUUUCUUUUCCUUUCGUUUCAUCGAUUACCUUACUCGUUUACUCUCGUUAUUCGAAAGAAUCAGCGUGCUCGUAACGUUCAUCGUGAAUAUUACGCAAGACACACUUGAUUCUCAAUCCUUUCUUUCAAUCCGCCCGUUUCGCGUUACUCUACAUCGAAGUUUGGCUUACUUUGCUCGUUCUUUCUCUCCCCCUUUCCCUGCGUCUGCUUCCUAUCAAAUAGACGGGUAAGUAGUACAACAUUAGCAUACAUUCAGAUCGAUUCCAAAACUGCACUCUCUCUCCCUGCAGAAAAAAGGCACGAACUGGCGGAAAAGUCGGCCUAACUGUAUAAUAUUUUCAUUUAUUUAUUAUGGAUGGAACUUCGUCACAAUACAUUAUUUUAAUUUCUUUCCCUUUUUUGCUUUUCUGCUUCUUUCCGCAGUGUAACAGGCUCGGCUCGUUACCAUUCGAGCCGAAUUCAGUGAUUCGUGCUUCGAAAGUUGGCCGCAUGGUGCGUGCAGUAUUCGAUUCUUUCAACGACUCUUUCCAUUACAAUAUAUUUAUUUAUAUAUAUAUAUCUUUUUUUCUUUUUUUUCUACGUCGAAUGCCCAUCGAGAACGAUCGAAUUUUAAAAAGGAUCGUUUUACACUAGAAUAACGUACUUUUAUAACAAUUAUCGGUGAUCUAAUCGCAAGAACGUGUCCCUUCCCCGAAAAGGUUCCAAAUGCAUUUCAAAUUAGGCAAACUCAUAUUACACAUAUUCAAUUCAUCGAAUAAUAAAUAUAAAUUUUCCCUGCGUUAUCGUAGGAAGAAAUUACAAAUUAUGAGAAUUACAGCAAACAAUUUUCGAACCGAAUUAUCGAGAAUUAACAAUUUAAAUCCUCGUUUAAAUUGCACGCCAUUAAAAGAAUUUACACGAUCGUCGCGUUAUCGUACAAAUUACCGAGUUGUCUGCAAUCGUUUACUUCGAUAACGAGAUCGUUUCACCCGGAGAAGGCACUGCAUCCACCACGCAGCCUAGAACUUCCGGUUAUCAUUUUUUCCCCCCCACCGUUCACUCUCGAAUAUCUACAGCAUAUUUUACGCUUCGCCGUUACAACACAUUCGCAUCGCUAUUCCUGGCGACUAAAUGUAGCCUUACGAAUGUAUUAUUUAUGUACAUACAUGCUGUACUGUGUACACACGCGUACACACACACGCACGCGUGUAUGUAACACGUGAGCUAGCCAGAGAUGGGCAACGUUUCAUUCGAAUAAUAAAUGACGAAUAAAAACACAGCGCAGCGAUUUAUUCUCAACCUUUAUUCGAUCGAACAGUUGCACUGAUGAGUUCCUAUUCGCCCAAAGUGAAAUUAAUUAUAAUCGUACUUUGCAAUAUUUAUAAUCCCAUAUUCAUAGUAUUUAUAUCAUUCAAAUUCGAGUAUUUAUCCAACGAACAAAGGACAAGAGGUUGCACCACCCUUUGUCCGUUAUUAAAAAUUGUUAUUCAAACAAGAACUUUGCCCGUCUCUGUUGCCAGGCUGCAUUUGGCAAUUUAUUCAUUUACAAUUACAAUGUACAUGUACUAUUGUAUAAUGCUUACGCUUUCUAACCUCUAAACGAAACGGUAUUAUUAUUGUCCUGCCGUAUUUCUCCGAGUAUUUUCCUUCUGCACAUACCACGCAUAUACACGCAUACGUUUUUUUUUUACACGCACACACGCACAAUUCUGGUGCUUAUAUACAGAGCCGAAUUAAGAGAUGGGACUUUAGGGGACUACGGCCCAGGUUGACCCCCCAAAGGAGGUUUCCAGGGGUUAGAAUUCGUUUUCACGCGAUACGAAGUCACAACUUUACGAACAGUUUUGUGUCAUGCUUGUCGGUACACAAAAUAGCGUAAAUAGAUAAUGAAAAAAAAUUUGUUAUCACGUCGUGACUUUAUCUUGCAGUGGAAACGGAUCACUCAUCGGAUGUUUCGUGUCAAAUUUUUACGUUAUUAUAUUUUUAAAUUAUUUGAAAAAAAAAAAAAUAAUUAUUUUUAUUCUGUACAAAAUAUUUAAUUCAUUUUUUUGUUUUUAAUGUUAUUGGAAACUGACAAUACCUGUAGCCUAGGGAUCUACGAAAUCUUAAUUCGACGCUGCUCGUGUAACGUAGUCAUGGAAAGCUCGUAGCAUAACCACCAGUGUUCGUCGAGUACAGCUUAAAGCGAACAUAAUUAUUACUCCCGCGUGCUUUGAGUCCGGAUAAAAAUCACAAUUCGUCGUUUACACGGAAUAAUUAAAAAUUAAAUUCAUGAUAAUUUCAGAGAUUCCCUAAUAGUUUACGGUACGUUUACUGUUGUUGUUAUUGUUGUUCAUGACAGGGGGAACGAGAGGAAAAUUAUAAUAAUUUUCUCAUUACAUCAAUCGUAAUAUGAUUACUUUUGCAUCGCUUUCGCUAUUUGAUUCUAUUUUAUAUUAAUACGUCCAGCAAACAAACAACGAUAGAGGGAAUAUAUUUGGUGGCUUAAAAGAAGCAUCGCGGGAGUAAUGUAUACUUUCGACGAGAGAAUUCAUUUCGAGAUCGAAUCAUCGAAUUGUUAUUUUAUCUCGGUAACUAGGCAAGCUCGGUCGUUCACGGAAGGCAUCGUACGGUGCUCAUUUUUAAAUCGUUGCAUCAACAAUCAUUAACAAUUUUUUUUUUCAUCUUUUUUUUUCGUAUUUCUCUCCUCGCUUUCUCGCGUUGCUUAUUUUUUUUUUCUUUUUCUUUACGAGUAUUUAAUCUAUUUUAUUUACUUUUAUUCCCUUUAGUUCUCGUGUAAUUAGUGUAGGAAGUAACGGAGACAUAACCGAUGCCGAUGCGCGAAAGCCUGGCAAAAUUACGCUGUAGUAGUCUGUGUUAUUUUAUUUUAAUACGUACAUACAUACAUCGAGGCGAGCAGGUUUGCAAAUACUCCCGAAUCAGAGCAAAUAUUUCUAUCUUUAUAGAUCUAUAUUUAUAUUUAUAUAUUCAUGUAUUUAUAUAUAUAUAUAUUUUUUCUUUUAUUCUUCGUUUAGUCACUUAUACGUAUGUAAUAUUGUCUUCGUAAGUUUCCUGCUUUUCCUUUCCUGAUGUCCUAAACCCGUUGGUCGUGAAAGUAUU
Messenger RNA from Hylaeus volcanicus, 5646 nucleotides. RefSeq names its product trafficking protein particle complex subunit 12. Gene Ontology annotation, molecular function: protein binding. The record is from RefSeq and is a predicted model, not a curated record. The transcript has 2 exons. NCBI's taxonomy places the organism in Eukaryota, Metazoa, Arthropoda, Insecta, Hymenoptera, Colletidae. Bases 204 to 1748 code for a protein of 514 amino acids. Gene Ontology annotation, cellular component: TRAPP complex; Golgi apparatus.